This is a messenger RNA of Endocarpon pusillum Z07020, 1194 nucleotides long. RefSeq lists its product as uncharacterized. Gene Ontology annotation, cellular component: cytoplasm; ubiquitin ligase complex. NCBI's taxonomy places the organism in Eukaryota, Fungi, Ascomycota, Eurotiomycetes, Verrucariales, Verrucariaceae. The record is from RefSeq and is a predicted model, not a curated record. Gene Ontology annotation, molecular function: ubiquitin protein ligase activity; zinc ion binding; ubiquitin conjugating enzyme binding. The transcript has a single exon. Bases 1 to 1194 code for a protein of 397 amino acids. Gene Ontology annotation, biological process: ubiquitin-dependent protein catabolic process; protein polyubiquitination; positive regulation of proteasomal ubiquitin-dependent protein catabolic process.
AUGCAGCCUUCCGAGCCCAAAAUAAGAGGAAUUCUGCAAAAGAUCAAGCGCAAGCUUUUCUAUGACAGCCCUCUCAGUGACGGUGCUUUGUUCGAUGCUGGCAGGAGAGCUAACACAAGCCGACGUUUUGAUGAUGUAUCUAAUGGUUUAAGGUCUGUCGGCUUCUUCGUUCAAGACCCUGAUGAAAACUCAUCUCACAGUAAUCCUAUCGCGGACGUUAAAGCCGACAGUGGCCAAUGUGAAGGCCAGCCACAGUCUGCUGUACAUCCGAGACCGCUGGCAUCACCAAGGGGCCAUAGAAACCAACAUAGAGGCUUUUCUUCACCCACAACGUCGGAUAUUGGGACUCAUGUUUUUUCAACCCGAAGAAACUUUUCCGGCAGUCAUGGCUCUUCCGCACUGAGAAGCUGUAACAUCUGCGCUGAAGAACGGCCCGAGCGCGAUUUCCCGACGGUUCCAGUUACCAGUGACUGCGUACAUGCCGCCAACUUUGCUUGCAAUGAAUGUGUCCGCCGCCAGAUCACAAUGCAGCUCUCGAAUCACGGUGACGCCCCUCCGACAUGCGUAGGGUGCCAGCGACCUCUAUCUGACCAAGACAUGCAACGUAACGCAACACGUGAAGACUUUGAGCGCUACUGCGAACGGGCUGCUUACAAACUUUUAGAGAGCGAUCAUCGAUUCAUCUGGUGCCCGCUGUCAGGCUGCGGAGGAGGCCAGAUCCAUGAAUAUGGCUCCGAGGAGCCUAAGGUUACCUGUUGUCGCUGCGGCGGAGCGUACUGCUUUAUAGACAAGGUAAGAUGGCAUACAGGCUCGACAUGUCGUGAGUAUAGCAUGAAUCCCGAACUCGCCGAGUAUGUCCGCUCCCAAGAAGAGGCAGGACCCCGGGGCAGCAGAGGUGCGCCGGCUGAGAGUCUUCAGGAUGAAGCCACGGCCCAAGAAAGGAGGAUAAAGGCAGCGCAGGAGAUGAGGGAAAUAGAGGAGCGGAGAGACGCAGAUUUUGUCCGCAGCCGCGCAAUGCCCUGCCCAAAAUGUAAAUAUAUGACACAGAAGGACGGUGGCUGUAAACACGUGACCUGUAAGCCAACCCAAUACCCCAGCCUCCCCAUUUUGCUCGUCUGGGCGUGGCUGACUCUUGAUUCCCGGGGCGACAAGGUGGGAAAUGUGGCUUGCAAUAUUGCUGGAAGUGCCGAGUAG